Molecule: messenger RNA, 3011 nt
Organism: Manis pentadactyla (Chinese pangolin)
Lineage: Eukaryota; Metazoa; Chordata; Mammalia; Pholidota; Manidae
Gene: TLR6
Product: toll like receptor 6
Exons: 2
Coding region: 167-2542 (791 amino acids)
Biological process (GO): toll-like receptor signaling pathway; immune response; cellular response to diacyl bacterial lipopeptide
Cellular component (GO): membrane; Toll-like receptor 2-Toll-like receptor 6 protein complex
Molecular function (GO): Toll-like receptor 2 binding; transmembrane signaling receptor activity; lipopeptide binding
Source: RefSeq, a predicted model, not a curated record
GACUUGCACUUCGUCAAGCACGUAUUUUUUCCCGUCCAUUUAGAAGUUAUUUUCUCUUCUUCUGAGAAGGAAAUCUUGAAUUUGGACGCAUAUCAAGAUGCCCUGAAGAAUAUCAAGAUGCCCUGAAGAAUAGCAACAACUUUUGGAGGAUAGCCAUUUCAGCAUCAUGACCAAAGACAAAGAAUCUAUUGUCAGAAGCUUUCAUUAUGUUUACAUUGUGACCUUAAUAGUUGGAACCAUAAUCCAGUUCUCUGAUGCAAGUGAAUUUGCAGUAGACAUGUCGAAAAUAGGCCUUACUCAUGUUCCAAAAGACCUGCCACCAAAAACCAAAGUCUUAGAUAUGUCUCAUAACUGUAUAUCUGAGCUUCACAUCUCUGACAUCAGCUCUCUCUUAGGGCUGAAACUUUUGAGACUUUCCCAUAAUAAAGUCCGGGUCCUUGAUUUUAGUAUUUUUAGGUCCAACCAGCAUUUGGAAUAUUUGGAUUUAUCUCACAAUCAGUUGCAGAAGAUAUCCUGCCAUCCUAUCAUGAGUCUCAAGCAUUUAGACCUCUCCUUCAAUGACUUUGAUGUCCUGCCCAUAUGUAAGGAAUUCAGCAACUUGACACAGUUGAAUUUCUUGGGAUUAAGUGCUAAAAGGAUACAACAAUUAGAUCUCUUGCCAAUUGCUCACUUGCAUCUAAAUUGCAUCCUUCUGGAUUUAGAAGGUUAUUAUGUGAAAGAAAAUGAGACAGAAAAUCUUCAAAUUCUGAAUACAAAAACACUUCACCUUGUUUUUCACCCAAACAGUUUAUUCUUUGUCCAGGUGAACAUAUCAGUUUAUAGUUUAGGGUGCCUACAACUGACUAAUGUUAAAUUAAAUGAUGACAACUGUCAGGUUUUAAUUAAAUUUUUAUCAGAACUCACUGGAGGACCAAACUUACUGAAUUUUACCCUCAACCACAUGGAAACAACUUGGAAAUGCUUAGUUAGAGUUUUUCAAUUCCUCUGGACCAAACCUGUAGAAUAUCUCAAUAUUUACAAUUUAACAAUAGUAAAAAGCAUUGGUAAAGAAGAUUUUAUUUGCGAUAAAACAGCAUUGAGAGCAUUGAAAAUAGAACAUAUCGCAAACAGAGUUUUUAUUUUUUCACAGCAAGCAUUAUACAGAGUGUUUUCUGAGAUGAAUAUUAUGAUGUUAACCAUAUCAGAUACGCCCUUUGUACACAUGCUUUGUCCUCAGGCACCAAGCACAUUUAAGUUUUUGAACUUUACUCAGAAUGUUUUCACAGAUAGUAUUUUUCAAGAAUGUUCCACUUUAGUUAGAUUGGAGACUCUUAUCUUACAAAAGAAUAAAUUAAAAGACCUUUUCAAAGUAAGUCUCAUGACUAAGGAGAUGCCAUCUUUGGAAAUACUGGAUGUUAGCUGGAAUUCUUUGGAAUAUGGUAGACCUGGUAGAAAUUGCAGUUGGGUUGGGAGUAUAGUGGUGUUAAACUUGUCUUCAAAUAUGCUUACUGACUCCGUUUUCAGAUGUUUACCUCCCAGAGUCAAGGUACUUGACCUUCACCGUAACAGAAUAAGGAGCAUUCCUAAACCAGUCAUGAAACUAGAAGCUUUGCAAGAACUCAAUGUUGCUUUCAAUUCUCUAGCCCACCUUCCUGGAUGUGGUAUGUUUAACAGUCUCUCUGUACUGAUCAUUGACUAUAAUUCCAUUUCUGACCCUUCAGCUGACUUCUUCCAGAGCUGCCAGAAGAUUACGUCCAUAAGAGCAGGGAAUAAUCCAUUCCAGUGCACAUGUGAGCUAAGAGAAUUUAUCCAAAGUAUAGGGCAAGUAUCAAGUGAAGUGGUAGAGGGUUGGCCUGAGUCCUAUAAGUGUGACUAUCCAGAAAACUAUAAGGGAACCCCACUGAAGGACUUUCAUGUGUCUCAGUUAACCUGCAACACGGCUCUGCUGAUUGUGACCAUUGCAGUCACUGGGCUGGUGUUGGCCAUUACUGUGACUGUCCUCUGUAUCUACUUUGAUCUGCCCUGGUACCUCAGGAUGGUGUGUCAGUGGACUCAGACCCGGCGCAGGGCUAGGAACAUACCCUUAGAAGAACUCCAAAGAACUCUCCAGUUCCAUGCUUUUAUUUCAUACAGUGAACAUGAUUCUGCCUGGGUAAAAGGUGAAUUAAUACCAAACCUAGAAAAAGAAGAUAUACGGAUUUGUCUCCAUGAGAGAAACUUUGUUCCUGGCAAGAGCAUUGUGGAAAAUAUCAUAAACUGCAUUGAGAGAAGCUACAAGUCUAUCUUUGUUUUGUCUCCUAACUUUGUCCAGAGUGAGUGGUGCCAUUAUGAACUCUACUUUGCCCAUCACAAUCUGUUUCAUGAAGGAUCAAGUAACUUAAUUCUGAUCCUGCUGGAACCCAUUCCGCAGAACAGCAUUCCCAGCAAGUAUCACAAGCUGAGGGCUCUGAUGACGCAGCGGACUUAUUUGGAGUGGCCCAAGGAGAAGAGCAAACAUGGACUUUUUUGGGCUAAUAUUAGAGCUGCUUUUCAUAGGAAAUUCACACUAAUCACUGAAAACUGAUGUGAAAACUUAAAGUCAUAAAAAUCCAACUAAGAAAUCAUCAUUCACUUGGAUUCUGAUGAACAUUAUGGUUUUUAAGUUACUGUCUGGAUGGUGCCUCCCUUAUCUCUACAUACUCAGGAAAUACUUAAGGAGAACUGUUUCAACUGAGCUGGGGAGCGAGAGUGGGGCUGGCUGAUGCUCAAACUUGCUUAUUACAGAUUGCUAAUUUUCUUCUGGUUUAACCAUUGUGUUUCAAAUUGAAACAGUUGCUUUUGAGUAAAUGCAGUCAUUCAAGGAAAUGUCCUCUCCCUUCUCCUUUCCCACACGGAUUCUGUGUGUAUGGCACCCAUGGCAGCAACCCCAGAACUGUACACCAUGGUCCUUGGAGUGUCCUGUGGAUGCUCAUUGGCCUCUGAUAUGCUCUGCAAUCAUGUCCAACUUUGGGGCUUGGGAAAAAAAUUAGACGAGUUGUGGAAAAUAAAGGGGC